UUGAGGCCGGUGUGUUUCAGACCAAAUCAGAUGUAGAAGAAAUGCCUCACAGCGUUGGAAUUAGUAUAUUAUUGAAUGAGACAGAGGCAUUGAAUACAUCCGUCAUUGUGAGAACAAAUGCAACAAAGACAAAUGACUUGCCAAUGGUCAGAAUAAGGUUUGAUGAAAGCCACUCACCCGAAAUCAAUCCUCUAUGUAAUACCUUUCUAACACUACUGAUAGAUACACCAUCAAACAGAACAGAGUCCUUCAAUUUCAGUUUGUGGACACAGGAAGAAAGCGGCACAGGGGAUGCAACAAUUGUUAUAAGAAAAAUAUCUGUUAAAAGUGUUGAUAAAACUAUAUUUUGCUUUCAUUUUAAUGUUUCGUAUAAUAAAACUGAAAAUUCUACGGUUCAGAAUUUUGCCAUGGUACACAUGAAGUACAUAAAUUCCGCCAAAAUAAACACUUCUCAUUUGAUAAAUCUAUCAAUCGAAAUAUAUAUUGAUCCUGAUAAAAUAAAAUUUUGCAGCAACCAUAUCAUGUUUGUAAGCAUAGGAAAUUUGACGAACAAAUAUAAACUAAGGUUGAAACUUCCCGAAGUGUUUAACGACCAACACAAAAGACUUAUUGGACAACUUCACGUGUUAUUUGACAAUGACAACAACACCUGUUUGACUCUGCCUAACAAGGGCAACCUUCCUCUGCUGUUUUGGACUAGAAUUCAAACAUCUUGGUUUGGAAUUAAUGCAUCGGAAUUCGAAAUAACUCUGACUGGCAAAGGAAUAUCGUGCCAAAUGCAUGGUGAAAAGGUUUUAAAGGUAUCUUUUCCAGUCUCGAAUUCGACGAAAGGAUUUAAUGGUGACUUCAACUUUUGUAAAUUGACGUAUGAUGGUGAAAUGAAAAAUACUAGCAUCAUCAGAUGUGUGUAUAGAUGUCUCUGCCGGAGCGAAAUGGAGUGUAGCGAGGUUUUUCUGUUCCUCGCAAAUAAUGGAGAUGUAGCUCUCUGGAAUUUAUGUGACAUAAGUGCCGAUAAUAUCUAAGAGUUGACAUUUUAGUAAGCAUUGUACAUAAUCAUUAAGGAAGACAAUUUAAAUGUACCAUUUGGUGCUUUCUACUCUGUUUUCCUUUUGCAUGCAAGCAAAACAUAGCAGCGUUGAAUGAAAUUUAAUUUUUGGUCAGCGAUUUA
Saccostrea cuccullata (small rock oyster) is the source of this 1168-nucleotide messenger RNA. RefSeq lists its product as uncharacterized. The record is from RefSeq and is a predicted model, not a curated record. The transcript is spliced from 3 exons. NCBI's taxonomy places the organism in Eukaryota, Metazoa, Mollusca, Bivalvia, Ostreida, Ostreidae. The coding region runs from base 42 to 1022 and encodes 326 amino acids.